Molecule: messenger RNA, 9401 nt
Organism: Ostrea edulis (European flat oyster)
Lineage: Eukaryota; Metazoa; Mollusca; Bivalvia; Ostreida; Ostreidae
Product: tyrosine-protein phosphatase non-receptor type 9-like
Exons: 13
Coding region: 3599-5719 (706 amino acids)
Biological process (GO): protein dephosphorylation
Molecular function (GO): protein tyrosine phosphatase activity
Source: RefSeq, a predicted model, not a curated record
GAGUAUACAUAUGGAUGGAGGUCAGUUCUACGUCUCGUGUGCUGGCAACGAGCUCCGAUUAGGGAAAAUUCCCGUUUCGGUGCAAAACCUCUUAAUGAGAUUCUACAACAUAUGAGAAAUAGAUGUGAUGUUGUAGAGAAGAAGAAUAUUUUGGGAAAUCGGUCAAGUUUUGGUUAUGCCUGAAAAUUUGAAAACAAUUUUAACGGUAGGUUUCGGUUGAAAGUGUUCAAUUGUUAUCACACGACGGACGCUGAUCAAUUACAAUAGAAAUAAAUGGAAACUUUCAAGCCUAUCAUUAUUCACAACAACUAAUAUAUAAUAAAUGACUUACUACUGUGUUCUAGUUUGAUAGUGUAUGAAACACGUUUUAGAAUACAACUAAAAUGAAACAAAUCAAUAGUUUGAUACAUACAUGUCAAACAAGAAAGAGAGAAAAGAACACACAACUGGACAAAAAAGAAAAAUACUACACCAAGUAACAAGUGCCACAGAUAUUCAUGUCAAAACAUACCAAUACCGUGGGGACCCGGGUUAGAAUAGGUCCUCAGUAUCCCCCCCGGGAGAUCCGGGUUAGAAUAGGUCCUCAGUACCCCUUGCUUGUCGUAAGAGGCGACUAAAUGGGGCGGUCCUUCGGAUGAGACCGAAAAAACCGAGGUCCCGUGUCACAGCAGGUGUGGCACGAUAAAGAUCCCUCCCUGCUCAAUAGCCAUAAGCGCCGAGCAUAGGCCUAAAUUUUGCAGCCCUUCACCGGCAAUGGUGACGUCUCCAUAUGAGUGAAAUAUUCUCUCGAGGGACGUUAUACAAUAUUCAAUCAAUCAAUCAAUCAAAACACACCAACGUAAUAUUGAAGGCCUAUAUAUGAAACACUUUACAUCCAUUCCAUCACCUUACCAGAAAUCGACAGGGGAUGCUUACUCCUCCUAAGCACGUGAUUGUUAUAUACAGGUAAUUACAGUGUAUGUACUGGACUCUGUAGUGCAAGUCAUACAGAUGUAUGGAAAGUGAAGAUAACGAACAGUGAUCAAUCUCAUAACUCCUAUAAUGAAUACAAAAUGGAUAGUUGGGCAAACACGGACCCCUGGGAUAUAUAACAAUCAAAACAUGGAAGUGGAAUUAUUAUUAUUAGUUCUUUUUGUAAUCAAUAAUGAAGUUGAUUUCAAUCCAAAAUCGGGUUGGAGAGAAAGUGAAUCCAUAUAAACCAGAUAAAUACAUGUACAAUUGAAAGCAAAAUUUAGGAAGUUAUUUAAAAAAGAUGUUAAUCAUACAUGUGGAAUAUUGAUAACUUUAAAGCUGAAAGCUGCUUCAUCAACAAGAGUGGAAAGAACUCAUUUUGAAAUGAAAGUUAGUGCAAGAGAAUAUAUCAAAUAUAAUAUAAUAAAUUAGACUAGCAUAUAAUAAUGUGCAUGGAUUUAUAUUCAGGUAUUUUAGUGAUUGUUUCUUGAUACGUAAAUCUAAAAUUAAAACAAAAAUCCCCCCCCCCCCCCCCUUAAAAAAAACCUAAUAGUUUGUACACACGUACAUUAAACUCUGAACUCAUCAACAAGUGUGUAUUACACGCCUUGUGUAAAAGCUCAUAUUCAUUGCAAAGAAAACUGUCUUGGGUCUGAAUGAGACAUAAUACACAUUGCUAUUGCUAUUGUCUGAAUUUUAUAAAAAAGAUUUUUAUAACUUUGGCAAAAAGCACAAGAUUCAAUGCAAGUGUAGGAGUUCUAAUAUAAAAAAGAAGUGACUCGAUCGCAAUAAAUAUAAUAUAUUUACAACAUGUAAAUAUUAUAUAAGCUCAAUAUGAGAAUACCAAGCUAGGCACUCAAAAGUUUUCAAACGGUAAUGUUCAAACCGUUCUGUUAUACGCAACUAAGCUUGAUUGGUCCCUUAACACAGAGAUUGCGGAAUAGGCAGAACCAGUCUAAUAUUGAUAAGUUUGGCUUUUGAAAAAACCUUAGGGAGUCAGCCAGUGAAAUUUCCAUAAUCAAAUCAGCUACAUUUUAAAUGCUGUAAACUCGUAUACGGACUAUAUUUUUAUUUGGUAUCAUUAUAUUCCAAACGCGGAGAGGGUAUCGGUCUCCAUAAACUUUAAUAAAAAUAUUCACUACUAAUAUUGCUCCUGUUAGAAAUAAUGCUGAGUUACGUGACAUUGCCCCUUUGUGACACCGAUUCCUGUCCCUCGUUGUCAAAACAUAAUCGGACACAAGGUCUUUCUCCUUCACGAUCGACGCGGAUCUUACUGUGUAGUUGUUUUGUUUUUCUAUGCCGCACACAUUUUUGCUGUGUUGGGCGAAGUUUUUAUUGUCUUGGAAGCACAGUCAAAAUACAGAUGGAAAACUCUGAUGACUCUCGUGCAUAGCUUAAUGACGUGGCUUCUAAUUAUAGAUUGCACCAUGCAUCUUGACCUCUAACCGCUAUGAGAAGGUUACAGUGCAAAAGGCAUCUUAGUCCAAACCGGUUUCGUGUACAUAUUCUUAUUAUUUUUAAAGGUUUGCAGGAAUGAAUUUCUUAAUAAUCACUUUAAUUAUUACAGACGUAGAUUCAAACGGGAAUUUUAAAGAAAUACCUGCUUCUUGUGCCCCACUUUUCCCCAGAAUUCAAAGUUCAUUAAUUGACUAAUAAUAUGUCUGAACCAGAUGACGAUAAAAAGGUUUCCGGUUUCUGUCGCUUGUGUUUAGCGCUUAAAAUCAAUGGUAAAUACUUUAUCAUACAUUACAAAUGAUAUUUGCAAUGUUUUACCUUCGGUAUGUUUACCUAUUGAAAUAAUUAAUGUCAACGAUGUGCAUAUAUAUCACAAAAUGUUCGUCUCCUUUAAUUUCUCCUGUCAGAGACGAGUAAAUGAGUGUCUUUAAAUUUAAAUCAACUCGUAACCAGAUUCUUGGAUAUGAGUUGACUUUUUUACUCUUUGGGUACGAGUUGACCUAUUUGAUACGAGUUGACCUGGGUACGAGUCGGUCAGGGUACGAGUUGACUUGACUCCGCAUGGAUACAUGCACAUACUAUAUACUAUAUAUUUAAAUUAACUAUACAUGCACAUACUAUAUAUUUACAUUAACUAUACAUGCACAUACUAUAUAUUUACAUUAACUUCCAGUGCCCAUGGUAAAUAUCAAAAUCAUAAAAAAACCAGGAAAACGUCUGAUAUUUCGGACUAGAUUCAGUUAUGACCAUUUUUGCAAAUAAAGAAACAAUAAUCGACAAUAUCACCAGUGUUUGGGGUCGUAUUUUAUUACUUUUUACUCAAUCUAAUUAGAAUUAUAUCCUUUGAUUCGCUCACGAAUAUCGCAACACAACCUUGUUUUCGGAUCUAAUUUUUUCACUGAAAAUUCUUGGCUCGGCAACAAUCUCGCGACCCAUUUUACCUACACUAUAUAAACUGGUUUUCGUGUAAUAGGGGACUAGUUUAAGGAACCCUUAAUGAGUCGUUAUAAACUCAUUUUAUAAUAAAGUUAAGCAACUUUGUUUAUUUAGGUUUAUUUUUUUUUUCUUUCUGUCGAAUUUCCUUUGCAUUAUUUUCGUAUUAUUAACUGCUGUUAACGUAAUCUGAUUUUACGACAAGACGGACAAAAUCAGAUGUGCCACUUCCGGUAGGCACACAGAUGAGGAACACAGGAUGGAUGUUUCUGUUUUGACUGAAGAAGAAAGAAGGAGAGUCGGUGCCUUUCAAGAAAAAGUAAACAGUGUGAGAAGAGAUGGCCAUGGCAAGGAGCCACUACCAUGGAAUGUGGCAGUCAAGUUUCUCAUGGCCAGAAAGUUUGAUUGUCAAAGGGCAUUGGAAUUGUACAUUAAUCAUGAGGAAACAAGAAAUCGAGAAGAUUUGACCAUCAUCCAGGCAGCUGAUGAACGACUGAAGAGGGAACUCUCCACAGAAAAAUUUACUGUUUUGAGAGGCAGAGACAGAAAUGGUGCUGCCAUUGCCUUGUUCACUGCUAGAAUCCAUCAACCUAGUCUCACAAGUCAUCAGCUGGUUCUCAAGGCCCUGGUGUAUCAGCUAGAUGCUGCUUUAGAAAGUAUUGAAACCCAGAGAAAUGGUUUGGUAUUUAUAUAUGACAUGACAGAAUCCAAGUAUUCCAACUUUGAUUAUGAGCUGAGUAAAAAAAUCCUUAACAUGUUAAAGGGCGGUUACCCAGCUCGACUUAAGAAAGUUCUCAUUGUGACAGCCCCACUGUGGUUUAAGGCACCUUUUAAAAUCCUCCGACUUUUUGUGCGAGAAAAAUUAAGAGACAGGGUGUAUACAAUAAACUUGUCCCAACUUAUACAACAUAUACCUCACGAUGCACUUCCUCGACAGUUAGGUGGUGCAUCAACCACCAACCACAAGGCAUGGUUACAGCUCUGUUCCCAAGUAGCCCUCAAGGAGGAGGCAGACAUGAAUGCUUACUUUAUAUCAUAUAAACGACACACGACAGAAGACGGACAGGAAUCUUCUUGUCGCAGUGUAUCAACUGACAUGUCAGAUAAUUUACUGAAUAGUGACAUUGAUUCAGAAGAAUCUAAAGAAACGGUCAAUGAGAAGCAGAACAAUGAGGACUUAGAAAAAGAGGAUUCAAGUGAUGAAAAGGAGGUGACCGAAGAGAAGGACGAUUUGUCAAAUUCUGCCCCAUCCAAACGAAGGCUAGAUUCUGUGGGUAAUAAUGACUCUGUCAAAAGAGCUGCUCAGGAGACAAAUAAUGAAAACAAUUUUGAGGAGGAUUCUAUUGACAGUCCUCGCAAAAAACGCCCCUCCUCAUCCACGUCUUCAAUGUCAAACAACACAGUGGAGGAAAGUAUACAUCUGCCUGAGGAAGAGGGCAUGGACUUGGACCAGUUGGUGGAGUAUACUCGCAGCAUGAGACGGCGUGGGCUGAUGGAGGAGUAUGCCAGCAUAAAAAUGGAACCCCCAGCAGGAACUUUCACAAUAUCUAGGGCAAAAUACAAUCUUCCAAAAAACCGCUAUUCUGAUGUUCUAUGUUUGGACCACUCCAGAGUGAGAUUAGCCAUACAGAACAAUGACCCCAAUUCAGAUUACAUUAAUGCUAACUUUGUUGAUGGUUACAUGCACAAAAAUGCUUACAUAUCAACUCAAGGUCCAUUACCAAAAACCUUUGGAGAUUUCUGGAGAAUGAUGUGGGAAAACCAGGUGAUGGUCAUUGUUAUGACUACAAGGGCAGUGGAACGAGGCCGUGCAAAGUGUGGUCAGUACUGGCCCCCUGACGAGGACGGAGAGGAACAAUUUGAGGACUUCCUGGUAAUUAACACUCGUAUGGAGGUUUAUCAGGACUAUAACAUAACUUGGCUGUUCCUACUCAACACAAAGAGCAAUGAAUCUCGACAGAUCUACCACCUUCAGUUUACCUCCUGGCCAGACUAUGGGACUCCAAGCUCCGCUGCAGCUUUCUUGGAUUUCCUGUUCAAAGUUCGAGCAUGUCAAGAGGAGGCAGUGAGCUCCCUUGGAUCCAGCUGGCAGGGUCACCAUUUGGGCCCUCCCAUUCUUGUGCACUGUAGUGCUGGCAUUGGUAGAACAGGUACGUUUAUUACCACCGAUAUUAGCCUGCGCAGACUGGAUCAUAUACAGACAGUGAAUAUAAGAGACACGGUUCGUCGCAUCAGAUCACAGCGAGCCUUCAGUAUACAAAUGCCAGAUCAAUAUGUGUUCUGUCACUUUGCACUCAUUGAACACGGCAUGCGAGAAGGCGUUGUCGGAGAUGUCGAUUGGACUGGGUUUGAUGACAGUGAUAGUGACAUGAGUGAUUGAGGGCAUUAGGUUUCCUAUGACACUUCAGAUGGUACAUUGAAUGUUGUGUUAUAUGUCAUAUGGUUCUGAAUUUUGUAUAUGUCAAAUGAUCUGAAGUGCCAUAUGGUGCAGUUUUGUUAUACCUAUACAUUGAACAUGUUCAGAAUUAAUUACAUACUUUAUGUAUUUAUAUCAUUUGUAUUAGUAUACCGUAUAUUUUUUUUUAUUGUAGUAUGUUUGUAAUAAAUUUCAUAGACAUAUUCCCAUGUUUAGGACUGUAACAACAUUUAGAUUAUUAUUUUUGUAUUAUUCUUUUGUGUAAAUCAUGAUUAUUUUUAAAGAAUCAUUCACUAGUCCUUCAGUAAUAACACCAUUGUAUGUUUCUUUUAAUUUACAUGAUUAAUUAAUUUAUAAAACACAUCAUCAUAUUGUUUACAUUUUAAAGGUGCCAAUUUUCUUAAUAUUUGUCAUGACAUUCAUUACCUAGAUCUGAUGCCACUACAGUUAGUUUUGGGAUGGACACAGUAUUUUACAGGAUAUGUUUCGGAAUAAGAAUUUAACAUCAAGCCCUUCACACACUAUCAAUAUAAAAUUAGAGUUGUUGUUCAUAUUUUAUGAAGCUUUCGUGUGAACAUUGUAUCUUCAUUAAAGUUAAAUGUUUAUGGCUGUGUGUAGAGUUUUAUUUUUUGGCACAUAAAAAGUAUUGAUACAUUGUUAUUUUCUGAAUUAUACUAGCACCAAAUGCUUAUGGAAGAAAAUAAAUAAUUAUACAUAAGCUUACAUCAUAUUUUAUUCAUACAUUUAUGUACAUGUAUUGGUCAUCAUAACAUUUAUUUAUUAACAAUAAAAGUGAAUUACAAUUGUACAUGUAUAGUAAUUUCUUACGAAAUCAAGAACCUCAGAAUUCUCUCAUCCUAAAAAUUAAAUGUGUGUGUUGAUUUUACUAUUACUGUGGAGUCAUUUUAAUUCAUGGGGGCUAAUGUUCGUGGGUUGCUGGUUCUCGGGGACGUAAUUUCAUGAGUAAGCGAUACAAUGCACUAGGAGAGAUAACGCUACUGGGUGUAAAGAAAUGUUCGAGGACACGUAAAUUUGUGUGUAAGAGUGACCCACGGAAUCCAUGAACAUCAACCCCCCCCACGAACAAUGAUGAUUCCACGGUAUAGGCGAUGGCAACAAAGAGACGUUAUAGGUAGAAAAAUCCAGAUAAUUCCAUAUAAAGGGUUUCUGUUGAAGGAAAAGUAGUGAUAUGUAAUAUUCAUUGCACAUUAAAAUAAUAAAUUUCAUCAGAAGACCAUCAUAAAUGUUAUCUAAUACGAUUUUCAAAGAAAUUGACACUAAUUGUUUGCCAGUACACUGAAAAUAAUUUUUUUUGCAAUAUAUUAUCAUUAGAUCUGUGAUUGUGUGAUGUAUUUAAUAGGCAAGUGAAUAUGGUACUUGUAUCAGGCUACUGUUCAUUUUCUAGGUAUUGUUCCAUUUCAGUGUACUUGGGAGAGGGGAUGUCACAAUUAUUUUAACACUCCACUAACUUUAUAUAAAAAUAUAAACCAAAUGACAUCAACAAUAAAAAAAAAAAAAGCCACCCUCUUCCCCCAUGGAUUAAUUUAAGUUCGACAAACCUAUUAUGUACAUUUGUUAGUUUUUAAAUUUGCAACAUAUAAUUCAAAUCAAACCAAUCUAUCAAGGACAUAUAUUUUUUUUGUCCACAGUAAAUCAUAAACGUGUUGUUUCCUCCCCCCACCAUUUGAUGUCAAUAUGUCGUUUUUCCCCACCGUAUCGUAGAUGUGUUGUUUUUUGGGGCGGUUUUCUUAAAUCCAGAAUUUAUGGUAAUUACAUGUAAUAAAUACAAACUUGCAAAUGAAAUUGUAUAGAUAUAUGUUUAUCUUCAAUUUUCUUUGAUGAUUACAUGUAUAUCUGUUUGUGUCCAUGACUUUUUUUCUCUGUUGAAAUAUUGAAGCAGAAAAAAUGUUGUAAUUUGGCUGAAUUCAUAUCAGUUUUGACUUACACGAGCUAUAGGCUCAACUGAACUUUUCUUACCAAAAUUUCAUUGUAAUUUGUGAGAAGGUAUGCAUGUUACAUUAUGUACAUUAUAUUGUACAUAUAUAUACUUUUUACUGUAUAUUCAUAGUUAACUUUUCAAAUUUUUUACUAUUCUCCAGAACCACUUUCAACCAAACCUGGCACAGAAUAUCCUUAGGUGAAGGGGAUACAAGUUAUCAUUAAAAUGAAGGCUCAUUUCUUCUUCCAAGGGGAAAUAAUUAAGAAAAUUGGAAAAAACAGAGUGUGAUUAAAUAAAUCUCGACAAAAACCUAUGCAAGCAUCCUCACAUAGUGUAGAUUCAUAGUUCACACCAUGACCCGAGGGGCUACAAUAAGUUUUUAAAAAUUUGAAUUUACAUGGGAAUUUACAGAGGAACAUUGUUUCAAAAUUAUUUUCUCCAGAACUAUAUACAAAUUAUCAUGCAAUUAUUCUUUAUAGUGUAGAUUCAAUUUCUUCAUAUGACAACUCCUAGACCCAGGAUGUCUGGGACUAGACAGUAGGAGUUUGCAGUUGUUUAUAAAAAUAUUCUUUCAAAAUCUUCUGCUCAAGAACCUGAAGACCACAAUUUGUCAAUUUCAAAUUAAUGUGCAAUCAUCUUAUACGAUCUUCAUACCUUGACCCCCGGUGCACUUACAGUAGGGGUUUGAAAUUUAGAUGCUUAUUGGGUAAAUGCAACUGCUAAAGUGAAGGAUGUGGCCAUGGAUUUCUUGCUUUAAUUAUUGAAAAUCAUAUUGAGAGAAUUGAUGUCUUUAUAACAAUUUUUAAAUUAACUUUAUAUUUGAAUUGAGUUUCCCUUUUUUAAAAUGAAUUGGAAAUAUAUAAUUUUUGUAUGAAUUUUCAUAUCAAUUGUUACAAUUUUUUUUUUAAUCUUGAUUCUUUGAAAUUCCAUGCAGUGGAUGAUCUCUUUCAGGAAAUCCACAUCUUAUUUUUUCCCCCUAUCUCAUAAUGGAAAAGGAUGUCAGGCCUCUUAUAAUAAGUAAACAUUUUGACAUUUGCAAGCAACAAUCAGUAAAUACGAUAAAACGUUCAAUGAAUAGGCAUGAAUAAAUGUCCUUUCCACGUUUCUCAGAAUCUAGAUGAAAUUUAUCGUGUACGUUUACACAAGUAGGGAAAUGUUUCUUGGUAUUUACACUGUCGUGCCCUGUGUGGCUGUAAAAGAUAAAAUUUACAUUCCAACACCUGUUAAUCAAUGAUUUGUUUGGUUUUAUUCAUUAUGUAAUAAAUUGCAAUCAAUAUUGAUAUGUAUUGUUUUCCCUGAAAUUGUGACGAGAAACCAGUUUAGCAAUUUGAUAAAGGGGCACAAAUGCACAUCAGCAGUAGGGAAUACUGCAAUGUUUAUUUUAUUUUAAAGCGUUUUUAAACUGUUGCAAUUACUUAAAUAAAUGUAGUUUAUGCCUUCAGUGACCAUUUAUGAAAUAAAUGUUAUGCUUUUAAAAUUGUAUGCAUCAAAUGUAUAUGUGAAUAAAUUUUCUUUUUAUACAGAAUUGGUUAAUUACGGGCCAGUAGCAAGUGUUGUGUUGUUCAGAGGCUGGGGUGUUGUCAUGAUUUACAUUUUGUGUGUAAUGUUUGAACAUUUCCAGGCAGUUAUGUACCUUGUUUAUUCAUUAAUUGAUAUGUGUGUCAAUAUUGUCAUCUCAUAAUAUAUUAAUAAAGUUGCAAAAAGUAG